GAGAAACGUGUGGUAGCACUUAUAACUCAUAAUUGCUUGACGUAGAUCGGUACAUUUGCAUUGUAAGCGCAGUAAAUUUCAAUAUGAGAGCUAUUCGCGUAUCAUCUUUCGGUGGACCUGAAGUUUUGAAGCUUAUUGGCGAUGUCCCAGUUCCCAUUGUUUCCAAAGGACAGGUGAGAUUUUGGUAAGAUGUUCAUAUAACCCCAUACAUUUAUUAUGCAUACAUUCUUAGACCUUAUUUAUAUUGACUAUGUGUGGGAAAAAGUAUGAAAUUGCUGCAUGUAUAAUAAAUGUAGGGGGUUACCGUAUUAUUUUCUCGAAUAUAGCCGUCCCUCGAUUAAUCCCCUUUCCUCGAAUUCUUGUUUUGCAACCACAUGACUAGGCGGCCAUGUUGGGGGUCAAAACAAUAGAAUUUUUUCUCAAAGAAUUUCCGUGAAAAUAGAGUUUAGUUCCCUGAGGAGAGAAAUGCUUUGUUCUUGAUCACCAACAUGGCCACCGUGACGUCACAUGCAAACCGGCAAUAAUCGCCCCACUUUGACCAUAAUAUUUAAAAUACAGUAAAAACCCACAUAUAAGAUCCUAAAAUUUAAGAACCUGUUAGGCUAACAUUUUCAUUUAAAACCCCCUUUUGAUAAGAACCUACCGUAAAAUUCCGAAAAUAAGCCCUGUGGCUUAUAUUUUUUAAAGGCCCUUUUUGAGGGGUUUAUUUUUGGAGGGGCUUAUCUACGGAGGGAAAGUUGCAUUUCAAAAUCAGUUGGGCUAGUCUUAUAGUUGGAAGGAAAUUUACCAUUUUUGCUUUGUUUUACUUUGUAUUUGAGGGCAAUUUUCCAAGUACAAGCCCCCGGGGGGCUUAUAUUAUUUUGGCGGGGCGAUUUAACAGAGGGUUUUUUGCAUUAGCGGUUUGGGGGGCUUAUAUUUGGAGGGGCUUAUGCAUGGAGAGGCUUAUUUUUUGGAACUUAACGGUAUUUAGCCUAAAAUUUCCAAUAGGUUCUUAUUUUACAAAAAUGAAGGCAGAGAAGAAAAUACAACCAGAAAAAAGUUCAAGUCUAGGUUUCCCUCAGUAAGAUUCAAAAUAUAACACAGCAUUUUAUGGACACUGCAGCAUGAAAGACGUGCAUUCUAGUACUUUGGAAGAAUAAAAUUACUGCAUGGUUAUCAUCUAAACUGUAUUCUAGACAGUUAUUUAAUUCAGCAACAUAUUCCAUAUCACAUAGUAGUAGUUAUCUGGGCUGAUCACUGGUACCCCUAUCAAAUUAAGAACCUAUUUAAGAACCUAAGUAGCCUAAAAGCCCACUAAAUACCAUUUCUCUAAGAACCUAUUUAGGCUAAGUUGGAAAAAUCUGGGUUCUUAUAUGUGGGUUUUUACUGUAGUCACUUCCCUCGAAUAAUGGCCUCCCCACCCUUCCCCUACAGCAGCAUAUCUGAAGUUUGAAGCUGAAGUCAGUGAAGUGGAGUCUGAUCCAACAAAAUUGAUAAGAGACCAGAUUCAAGCUCAGACGCCCAGGAUAUUGACAUUGAAAAUUAAUUAAGGAACCAAAUCUGGAACUCUUAAAAAGCCCAUGUUCAGUUUAUUUGAUGUGAUUAUUUUCUUAUUUAAUGGGAUGAUAAAACAAAACAUUUAAGGCAUGACUUCCAGUGAACAAUAUUUGAAAUAAUCGCCUCCCUCGAAUAAUCGCCCCGUUCUAGCGCAAAAAAAAUAACUGCCCACGACUAUCAAUCAAGGAAAUAUAGCAUACGAAAAUCUUACCUUGUCACACAUUCUCAAAAGUAAAGGUUAUCAGAAACACUGAGAUUUAUUUAGCCUCACCAAUAAAUUUGCACUGCAAACCAUGUGUAGUGUGGUGGCUUCUAGUUUUGAUUCUCCCACCCAAUCCUGGGGUGAUUUGAAUUUGCAGAAGGAAGACUACAUAUUUUUCCAAGUCAUCACAACUGAAGCUUAGGUUUAAUAAAGUCAACUUGAACAGAAAAAUAAAAUUAAAUUCAGUAUUGCCAGCCAAAACUGAAUCUUACAAAGUUUCUUACAUUGUGCCAAAGCUUUCUGAAAUUUUGUUGAAAGAUUAAGUCAACACUUAAUGUCCACUUUAUCCGGAUAAAGUGGUCCAUAUCCAGAGGUGGUCCCCUUUGACUGGUCUGUCUUGGCUGACCAAACCUUGAUGUUCCAUUGUCAAAAAAUAUUGUUCCCAAUCCCACUUAGAAGUGAACAAAACACGGUUGAAAUGCAAAUGGAAUGCUUUGUUCCAGUUGGAAAUCUUGUUUAAAGUCAACAGUGUUGUUCCAUUUUCCCUUGAUUAUAUCCUCCCAGGUCUCUGAUUUUAUGGAUCACUUAUAAAUUUAAAUAUGGUCCCUUGUCAUGGAAAAGGGUGGCAUUUUACAUUGUUAUAUAGCUGGAAAUUUUUUCCCAACAGGGCACACUCUCAUUGGUUACUUGGAGGUCACAUGACAUCUAACAAUGAAACUAUUUCCCGCCAAAAUCUCUGAGUUGGAAACAUUGCAAUAUCUUUGACAUCAGUGGGUAACACUGCACUAUUACCUGUAAAUGUUGACUGCUUACAACAUUUAUUUUCAUAAAUUUGUACACGAAAAAGUUUUUCUUUGUGGGCUGUAUAACAAUUGCCUCGAAUAGAUGGCGAAACAUGGAGAUUCUCGGGAACAAAAUUAACUGUUUCUCUCAGGACCAUUUAUUAAGUGUUUAAUGGUUACCUGGCAUCACUGGUACACAUUACUAUUACCCAUGGGUAUGGUCAGUGGUCUUGGGACAACAAAAUUUUGGAGGACAGAUAUAGUUACUGCACAAGGACACACUAUGAACUCUUGGGAUGUUUCAUAGGUUAAUGUCCUUUUCUGGGCAAUCAUUAGUAUCAUGUGCCAACUUUGGCACUUUAACUUAUACAGUAUUAUGGACAGGGUCAGAUGGGUCAGUGAGUUGCUUCACUAGUCUCAAGAUAUCAGAUAGCUGCUAGCACUUUUUUUGUUCCCUGAUAGGUAUUGAUCAAGUGGUUUUUAGUGCUCAAGUCUCUUAAAAUAUAUUCAUAUUAUUUCUGUAGGUACUGGUUAAGAUAGGAGCAGCUGGUGUUAAUCCUGUUGAUACUUAUAUCAGAACUGGAACUUAUGCAAGGAAGCCAACACUACCCUACACACCAGGUUCUGAUGGAGCUGGGGUCAUCCACAGUGUGGGUGAGGGUGUUAAACAAAUUAAAGUAAGAUCACUGAAUGAUAUUUUUUGAAACCCCAAUUCAGUCUUAAAUACAUUGAAGAAUUAACAUCAAUCUUAUUGUUUAACUGACUAGUUGGUCCUUCGUUUUGCUGAGACUUUCCUUUCAAGCCUUUCACCUGCUUCUUGCAUGUAGCAGUUUGCUUUUUUGCCUCUGUCUUUCUUUUUUCUUAUUACUCAUUAUCUUGUUGUUAUUUUUAUUUGGUUACAAGGCAAAGGUGGAUAGAUAUUAAGCCAAAAUUAAAUCCAUAAUAAUAAUAAUUGUAAAAUUCAUAGAAUUAAUAUUAGUCCUAUGGCAAUGCUCUGCCAAUUUAACAAUUGUCCAUCCGAAUGGUAACUCCUUAGAAUUUCUUCGAAAGAUCAGUAUUGUUAGACUGACAAAAUCUCACCAUAACUGGCUUUAAGGGAGAAAUUACCACAAAGACGUGGGAUUGUUUUGUGGUUUUGAAGGUGCAAAUAAGUAAAGAAUAAACAGCCUGCUUAGUUUUUAUACUUUGCUCUAUCCCUAGCUAGUGACCCCAAGAAUUUCUUAUCAUUAUGGUGGAAGGGCCUGUGGAUACAACUGUAUGGUUUCAUCUGUUUUUUUUUUAAAGUAUGCUAUCAACUAGAAAUUAUUUUGUAUUUCUUAAAUCUUAGUUUAACAACGUCUGUUUUUUUCUUUUUGCUCAUUUCUGCAUCAGGAAGGUGACCGUGUGUUUGUAGGUGGGAGCAUAUCAGGGACAUAUGCUGAAUAUGCUUUGUGCAAUGCCACCAGUGUUAAUCACCUCCCUGAAAGCAUUUCAUUCAGUCAAGGAGCAGCCAUUUACGUGCCUUAUUAUACAGCUUAUAGGGCACUAUUCCAGAGGUACAGUAAAAAAGAUUUUAAUUUUGCAACAGGGGUGCUUCGGUGUUACUAUGGUGUUGGCAGCUCUCUCCAUCCCUCAAAAAAUACUUAAAAUAUUACUUGCAGUAUUCUAAUAUAGAGAGCUGUAGAUACAAAAGCUCUCAGCAUAAAUCUUUGUAAUUGUAUAUUCGGUUGGUUUAACCCACUUAUUUUCCCGCAACCUCACGCUUUGUACCCUCAUGGAAUUCCAGAUUAUGGUAGGGGCUGGACAGGUGGGGGAGAUUCAUAAGGGUUGUGAGAAGGAAAGUUUAACUGAAAAAUGUAAUCACUUAAAUACCCUGCUUUUUUAUUGCUGUCAUAGUCAAUGAAAAUUGAAGUGAAGCAACACUUAUUGGUGUUUAUUUUCUUGUGUUAACUUAAGUUAUCUUACCACAAUAGUUAUAAUAAUAAUAAUAGUAUUAUUAUUAUUAAAUACAGGCUGCAUGCCAAGGCAGGAGAAACAGUAUUAAUCCAUGGAGCAAGUGGAGGGGUAAGUACAUAAUUUAUGUCAUAAUAAUUUAUUAUUAUUCCGCUUAUUUUUUGUGAGGUGAGGUUAAUUUCAAGCUGGUCUUAUUUGAGCAAGCUGAGAAGUAGGCAGGCUGACCUGAAGAUCUUUCACUACACCGUAACAUAUUACAUUAUUUUGAUGUUGAUGUGUUUUUCCACAGACUAAAAUGCACCUUCAAAUAUUUAUGUAUUCGUUGGAAAAGUGAGAAAUAGUAUCAGUGCCACUAUAAAGCUUGAUAGUAUUCAUUAACUGUAUGUUAUCAGACAAGCUAUGCAUAGGCUCGCCAUUCCCUGGCACUGCACCCAAGCACCCUUUCCCCAGACGAACGAACAAACGAACGAACGAACAACUUUUUUAAUGUGUCAAUCUUUUUGCUUGCUACACGUAGGCUACUAAUCGGGGACACCUAAUUGACAAAAUCUUAUCAAGCUUAAAUGUAAAAGCUUAAAUCAAAAAUUCCAUUAAUAGCAUAAAAAUAUUAAAUAAUAAUUAAUUAUUAUAAUAAAAUAGUAUACAAUCUAAUUAAUCUAAAGUAAGUGAGAGUUUUAAAUUAACAAACAGAGUCUCAAGUAUUGCACAUGAGAGUGUUUGCCAUAUUUCACAGUAUUGAACCUAGGAAUAAAAAAGUCUGGAUUUCGUAGGUUGUGGCUAGACAAUAAUACGCUGAAACGAUGGCUAAUAUUCCCAGUUAUUAACUUAAAUUUCACUGGUACAUAAGGAUUACAAUAUCCUGCAGGCGCCUGUUUUAAAGACUUGUCAUUCGUGCACUUGUAAGUAGCUCGUUAUAUGAGCAUAUCCAGUCACAAAACACUGAUCGUCACUUACAUAGUAUGUAAAUCUGAAGGGGAUGGUUUCUUCAUCUAUAGGUUGGCUUAGCAGCAGUGCAAUUAGCAAGGGCUUAUGGAAUGAAAGUUAUUGGUACCGCGGGAACAAGUGAGGGUGAAAAUGCAGUAAAGAAGGCUGGAGCUUCGUUGGUGUUUAACCACCGACAGGAUGGAUACGUUCAAAACAUUCUGGUACGGCUACUGUAAAGUGAACUGAGUGUUAAACUCAAUAGAGCGCUAUGUAUAGUUGCACUAAUUUUUCUGAAGUAAUGUCUUUUUGGAUUGACUGAUUUUCAUGUCAAACUAGGGUUUCACAGGAAAUGGAGAUUCCAUGUCUUUUAUUGGUUUUCCACUGUAGCGCACGACUGUAGUUGAAAUAGGUGCUGCCACAGGUUCAUACAAACUGAGACAACCUGUUGUAUCUAAAUGCAAUAUUGUUUACCGAGGCUGACUGAUGCUAGUGUGGGAGAGGGUGUGAUACUGUUGUAAUGGUAUUAGGGGCUUACAUUACGCCUUCCAAAAGAAGGGGCAGACGUACUUGGAGAUACAACUGUAAGUGAGUAAGUACGAACGUAGUACUAAAAAAUGUAAUUAUUACAUGUCUUUCUCUAAUAUGUACAUUUUUAGGAUGCAACAGAUGGUCAAGGGGCAGAUGUUAUUGUGGAGAUGUUGGCAAAUGCCAGUCUUACUAAAGAUCUUCAGCUUGCUGCUGUGAAAGGACGCAUAGGGGUAUGUUUUCAUAUGAAGUGUUAUUAAGAUCAUUUGUAGUAUGUCAUCACGUAGGGGGUUGGUGUUACUAUUUAAAACGCUGUUUAUCACAGUUUGCGUCGUGCUUUAUUUCAGAAGAAAUCGCAGCAAUACGUGACAGUUUUAAAAAUUCUCUGCUUGCACUGAAAACUGGAAACGCUUCACCCGUGUGUACCCCCUAUUGGCUCCGAAAACGCCUUUCCCUACCUUUGCCAGAUUGGCCGUAUCCGCUAAUACACAUUCCUAGUUUCUUGUGCUUUCUUGGCUGCUGCUUUUAAGCUACGGUAUUUUUUGUUCAUUUAGCCUUGCCUUUCUUCAGGUUGUAGGCAACAGAGGAACAAUUGAAAUUAAUCCAAGAGAAACCAUGGCUAAGGAAUCUAGUAUCAUUGGUGUUAUGCUGGGUCAUGCUACUGAGGUAACAUGAAGUCACUCUUUUCCGUUACCAGUUGAAAUUAAACCUGUGUAACACUGUGUGAUUUUUUGGAAGAAUAGGAGGCAUGUGCCUUCACUUUAUUGACUUCAGUCACUCCGUUUUGCUCUCUUACUUGAUUGAUUGAUCACCUGAUUUUUUGACAUACGGAAUCAAACUGUGUCACAACGUGAGGCAAGAGACCACCAAACUUACUAGGCUAAGUAGUCGCUUGUGAGACGAUCCAACUACAACGUACGAGACAUUCCACUAGGAACACUAAACCUGGUAUUUCUAAUGUAUAGUUACAUUUGGUGGUUCCACUGUAUUAAAAUAAUGCGGAUUUUCUUCUACUGUUCGCUUCAGACUGGAUUUUUGCAACGCGUACCUCUUAUUGGUCCGAGACUACUAUUUUGAAUCUUGAUGAUAACAUUUGAGUUCUUUAUCUCUGUUAAAGGAAGAGAAGCAAGAAAUGACAGCUGCUAUUGAGGCAGGACUGCAGGCAGGAUUUUUGACUCCAAUAGUUGGACGGGAGUUCCAAUUGAGCCAAGCUGCGGAUUCACACAGAGAUAUCAUAGAAAGCCAAGGGGCAAAAGGGAAACUGGUCUUGAUACCUUGAUAGAUAAGUACCUUCCAGAGACAGAGUUCACUGGUUAAUGAUUCCUCGUUAGUUUUUUAAAUGGUAAUAUGACCACAAUCAAAUUGCGUGCAAGGCUGGCAAUACGGCAACAGAGUUUUAGCAUCGGCGCGCGACGAGAAGGCGUCAUUUUAUUCAUUUUUCUGACGAAGAUAUGGUGUUAAAGCACAGUGUGUGGUUCCUUACAGUAUCUAAUUGUAGGUAAAGAAUUUCAGGUAGAGUUAUGAUCAUUACGUUACACACGUAACUGUUUUCACGUAUGUAAUUGCCUGUAUGUUAUUUUGAAAUAGUAUGAACUAAUUUGAUAACUGUCAAACAGUGACCUACCAUACCAUGUAUGUGUAAUUUGAGACAGGAUAUGUUCUUACAUGCCGUUUAUUCAUGGUACCUCAACGUAUUGAAUCACGACCUAGACCGAGAAAACAGCGGACAUUUUGCGACGCCACCACUGGUUUCCCAGCGAAAUAACGUCUGAUGAACGAGUGCAGAAAUUCCCUACUGUUGACGUGUCACUACCCAGAUCUGGCUUGUGCUUUUGAUUGGUUGAAACAGUUAAUUUUUCCCUUGCGGCACCACC
Porites evermanni is the source of this 7775-nucleotide messenger RNA. NCBI's taxonomy places the organism in Eukaryota, Metazoa, Cnidaria, Anthozoa, Scleractinia, Poritidae. The record is from the annotation of a GenBank genome assembly.